AUGGCUAAAAACCUUGGAAAUGCCAUCAAAGUUGACAAUAAGUCAUCUGUGCAAGAUCCCGCCAAGCCUAUGAUUUUCUUGCAUUAUCAUCUUGAUAAGAUCCUAAAAGAUGAUUACCUUACGGUGAAAGAUCCACUUGAGAUUUGCCCUAAUUCUUUCCCUCUUUUUCCCAAAGUCCCAAACAUCACCCCGCUCUCUCUCUCUCUCUCUCUCGCCCAAACAUCACCCUCUUUCUCAACUCCGAAACCUCACUGUUCCCGCCGUUCUGAACAUUUCGAUAACCGAAUUUUCUUCUCGCCGGCAGCUUACAGGUUUGUAAAACAAAAGCAUCUUAUUGAUGUCACUGAAGUAUUCAGGGUUCUUAAUACUGAGAAGAAGUGCCGGCUUGUUAAGCUUGCUGUCUACUUUUGUCUCCUCACUAUAAUCAUUAUCAGUUUGGGUUGCUGCAUUGCAGACUUGGUUUAUCAUGAUUCAUUGUUCUCUGACAAUCCAUAUCUUAGUCGUGUUCAUCUUCUUCAAGAAACAGAGCUUCGUUUGGACUCUACUGCUCUAGGUAGCAAGACAGAAGCUAAGGCGGCUUCUCCUGCCCGCACUAGUUCCAACACUACUGCUCCUGGUAAUCUGGGCCGGGACAUGUAUGUUUUGGUGAGCUACUUGAUGGGAAUUCUAGAAGUUUACUUACCUAGCAUUGAGUGUGUGGUUUUGUCAAGUGAAUUUAACACUUUUCAAAACCUGAAGAAUUUUUUACUUGAUGCCCCUGCUUUUGAUAAUGUUGAUAGUUUGGCCAUUUCUUCCACUUCUAAUGAAGGUGCUGUAGUGUUGGCAUGAGUUGCUUUGGCUGAUCUUUGUUUUUAAACAACCUUUGGCUGGUACUAGCUUUGGUGUGCAAUUCAACCUUUGGUUGAUCUUUGCAAUAUUUUUCAAUUUAUGAUAUUUGCUGCA
Molecule: messenger RNA, 942 nt
Organism: Rosa rugosa (rugosa rose)
Lineage: Eukaryota; Viridiplantae; Streptophyta; Magnoliopsida; Rosales; Rosaceae
Exons: 6
Coding region: 1-828 (275 amino acids)
Source: RefSeq, a predicted model, not a curated record